Aspergillus oryzae RIB40 is the source of this 564-nucleotide messenger RNA. RefSeq lists its product as uncharacterized. The record is from RefSeq and is a predicted model, not a curated record. The transcript has 2 exons. Lineage: Eukaryota; Fungi; Ascomycota; Eurotiomycetes; Eurotiales; Aspergillaceae. Bases 1 to 564 code for a protein of 187 amino acids.
AUGGCUCGUACCACGCUCUCUUUCUAUGCCGUUUGCUUCAUCCUAGCCCUCACGGGCUCUGCUUUGCCUGCCAAGCGCGCCGACCCUUCCUCGUCUGCCAGUGCGGUUGCCCCCAGCGGCAUGACGAAUUUUGCCUACGAUGCUGUGAAGUCCGCCACCCACAUGGCGCAGGACAUCAACAAAGAAUUCUAUGACGAUGAUGAGACUGCGAAGCCCACGCCCAUCGAUAUUCCCCCUGUUCAUCCCACGCCUUCCAGCAGUGGGCCAGCAACAAAGUCUCUAAAGGACGUUUACAAAGAGCAAGCUGCACAGAAAGUGCAUGAUCUCGAGGAGCCCUCACCCUCGCCUACGCCGAAAACCGACACCAAGGCUGAGGAGCCUCAAACGGAGCCUUCAACGGAAGAGCGACAGCAAAGCGAGCCUGCUCCUACUCCUACUCGCACGGAGCAGCAGCCCGCCAGCAGCUCCUCCGUAGCUCCAGCCGCUUCUAGCUCUCCUGUUGAGAAACCCGACCCUAUCGGUGAUCUCCCCAUUAUCGGCAGUCUCCUGAAGGGAGUGCUGUAA